Molecule: messenger RNA, 1514 nt
Organism: Aedes albopictus (Asian tiger mosquito)
Lineage: Eukaryota; Metazoa; Arthropoda; Insecta; Diptera; Culicidae
Product: fatty acid hydroxylase domain-containing protein 2
Exons: 3
Coding region: 615-1418 (267 amino acids)
Biological process (GO): sterol biosynthetic process
Cellular component (GO): endoplasmic reticulum membrane
Molecular function (GO): iron ion binding; C-4 methylsterol oxidase activity
Source: RefSeq, a predicted model, not a curated record
GAAAGUAGGAACCUCCCCAUCAAAUGAUCGAUCGGCUGAACUUUGAUGUUCCCCAAGAACCUCUCCAACGUCUUGUAGCCGAGAAUCGUAAGAGUAUACUUGAGCUUCGUGUUGUCAUCGAACGAUGAAACCGGCAAACAAUACCCCGCGCGACGACAGCAUCCAGAUGAUGAGAUGCUAAAGCAAGCAUGUGGUUAAACUAGCCAUGGCGUAAAUUAUCCAAAAACUACGCACAAUCAAUCGAUAAUAGCCCAAGCACGCGGUCGACCAUUCAGUCGGUGUUGUUCCAUCGAUCGGCUAACGCUGAACAGGAUUUUAGAUAAGGAGCAGUACAUCGUUCGAAUCACGAUAAUUGGGCGAUCAUAAGAAAUCUCCAAAAUUGCAUGGGUGCAACCUGAAAGGUGCAACUGUCGGUAACAGCAGGAGUGAAUCCAACGUGUUGUACUCGAUCAACUACGUAACGUUUAUUUUCUGCCAAAUCACGCUGGCUGUAUGUGAAUCAUCGAGUUUUUUCGUAAGUGAACUUUGUUCAUCUACCGAAAAAGUAUCCGAAGCUGAGCUUUGCCAAUCAGUGUGAUUUAUUACAAGCAGGUGAAGUGGAACCCGAACCCGAAAUGAGCUGUGAAGUGUGCCAGAGGCAGUGGGAAAUCUUUCUGGAUACCUACAGACCCAAUCAGCAUGUGGUCUGGAUUGUCGGUACAAUUGUUUACACAACCGUUGUAGCAGCGAUCAUUUCCGGAUCGUUCAUGUUCAUGGACAUAACAGGUUUCCCGAAGCGGUUACGGAAGUACAAGCUGCAGCCGGGAACCAAUGAACCGCUUACCUGGCUUCAACUGAAAAAGUUGCUCAAAACCGCCACCAUCAACAUGAUUCUGGUAGGAACUCCAGCCCUGACAGUAUUUCACGGAAUAACUGUUGCACUGGGACGCUCCGUGGAUUUGCGAACGUUGCCAUCGUUGCUGGAAAUACUGUACACGAUUCCCAUCGCCAUGGUGUCCUCCGAAACGGUAUUCUACUACAGCCACCGAUUGCUGCAUUCCAAGCUGUUGUAUAAAACCGUGCACAAGAAGCAUCACGAGUGGACCGCACCGGUAUCGCUGGCCGCCGUCUAUGCCCAUCCCAUUGAACACAUCGUCAGCAAUAUGGCUCCGUUCUAUGUGCCGGUCAUGAUCGUCCGAACGCAUCUGGUAACGGCUUGGAUUUGGGCAACGAUAGUGCUGAUGGGUACGCUGCACGAUCAUUCCGGGUAUCAUUUGCCGUACCUGUGGGGUACGCCGGAUUUCCACGAUUUUCACCAUCAGAAGUUCAAUCAAUGCUACGGGGCCAUCGGCAUCCUCGACUGGCUUCAUGGAACUGACGUUCAAUUCAGGCGUCACAAGGCCAAACUGAGAGCAGCACUACAGGACUCGGAUAGAUAAGGCAUAAGAAUGUUGAACAUGAUUGUUUUUUUUUUCGGGAGGAAGGUUCUUGAGUGUUCAAUAAAACAAUUUGAACAGUUACUUGGGAAAACAAAA